CCGGGGGCUCUUAAAGGGCAAGGCCAUGCCUUUGCUUUUGUGACAGGCAGCGUCCUGUUGGACCCAAGGAGCCCAAAGCCGGGCUCCGUCGCCCGGCCCUGGCGAGGAAGACAUGCGCCUCCGACAAUGGAGAUCAAAGACUCGGGCAGCGUGGUGCUGACAGCCUACCAUUCCUACACGCCAUCCCGGCUACCAGUCCGAGGGGAGCAGAGCCGAGCUCCGGAAAGCCCCCCCAGCCGGUCGCCCCUCAGAAAAUCCAUCCCUCGAUGCCAAAGAAUUAGCAGAAUGCUCUCCAAUGAAUCGUUGCGUUCUCCUGUGUACAGCCGUUCCAAUUCCCAGGCUUCUGUUGAUAGCACUUCCAUGGAAGAUUUCUGGUGUGAGGUAGAAAAUAUCAAAGAGAGCACUGAAGACAGGCAAGAUGAACAAACCCUCCUGGAAGUCAGGCCUCCUGAUGAAGGGGAGCUGGAAGCUGAAUGGUUGCAAGAUGUAGGUCUGUCUACAUUAAUAUCAGGAUCCGAAGAGGAGGAUGGGGAAGCAUUACUGUCCACCUUGACCCGAACUCAAGCAGCUGCAGUACAAAAGAGAUAUAACACUUACACACAAACCCUAAGAAAAAAGAAUAAGCACACAGUCAGAGAUGUGCGAGAGAUCUUUGGCAUCAAUGACACUUCUCCUGCAUUUGAGGCCAUACCAGUGUCACCUGUUACGACCAACGGAAUCCAGCUUCCUGUGCAAAAACCAGGUUGGAAAAUGGUUAGCUCUAGUGACUGUCUAGAAUGUGAAUUCGAUAAGGACAGGCAGUUGGUGAAAGAAGAGCUAACUUUGGAGGUCUCAUUCUCUGAAUCAAUCACAGUGGUUCCAAAGCACAGAGAAUGGCACAAAAAUCAAAGAUUAAAAAAGGAUGAAUCUGCUUUGCCUAACUUUACGAUUAGGAAAAGCCGUUUUGGACUCACUGAAGUCGGAGAUUUGUCUCUUGAUGACAUGAAGAAAAUUCGCUAUCUCUCUCUGAUUGAGCUAACGACCUUCUAUGAUGCUUUAGGAAUAGAGCUGAAGAGGAACCGAACCGAAAGGGUCAAGGGACGAGAAAAUGGCCUUUUUGGAGUUCCAUUAGCAGUGCUGUUGGAAAACGAUCAGAAGAAGAGUCCUGGAAUAAAGGUCCCCCUCAUCUUUCAGAAACUGUUGCUCAAACUUGAGGAAACGGGUCUGGAAACAGAAGGAAUUCUUCGGGUGCCUGGAUCUGCUUCAAGAGUUAAGAGCCUUCGUCAAGAAAUUGAAGCAAAAUUUGAUGAAGAUUCUUUUGACUGGGAUCAAGUACGCAACAAUGACGCAGCAGGACUGCUGAAGAUGUUUAUACGAGAACUUCCAAGUCCCCUCUUCACUUUGGAAUAUUUGCCUGCUUUCAUCACAUUAGUGGAGAAAAUCUCCAAAGUCAAAUUGCAGCUGCAGGCUUUGCAUUUGCUGAUCAUGUUGCUUCCUGAUGCCAGCAGGGACACAGCCAAGGCCCUUCUACAGUUCUUGAAGAAGGUGGUGGCGAAUGAAAAGAAGAACAAAAUGACUUUAUGGAAUGUUUCCAUGAUUGUUGCCCCAAACCUCUUCAUCUGCAAAGGCAAGCGUGCAAACCAAGAAGAGAUGCUAGCAGCAGCCACCACAGCACACGUCGUGAGACUUUUGAUCAAAUACCAGGAUAUCCUGUGGAUGGUGCCAACAUUUAUGAUUUCUCAAGUGAGAAAGAUGAACGAGGCCUCGAUCAAUAAUACAAAAAGGCAGCUAAUGUUUGACAAGGGUGUGCGAAGACUAUUGAGAAGAAAAACUAUGGAGCGGGAGAGGCCAGAAAGAAUGGAGUCUGACAUACCCGAAGGUGUGAUAAGAGUUCAUGCUCCACUGCAUUCAAAGGUUUCUAUGGCAAUUCAGCUGAACAAUCAAACAAAAGCCAAAGAUAUUCUGGCACGAUUUUACUGUGAAAACAGCCAUGGAUCAUCAGACAAGACAAAAAUGCAGAUCCAAAGUUUACAUGAAAUUGGAGGAAAUAUAGGACAGCACUGUUUGGAUCCAGAUGCUUAUAUGCUGGAUGUUUACCAUGCAAAUCCUCAAGCUGAAUGGGUAAUUAAACCAAAAAUAAGUUGAAACUUGUAAAGACAUAUUGGCAGAGCACUCCCGAAAAUACCAAAAGGAUGGUCAAAAAGCCUCUGCCAUCAUGAGCCACGUUGCCAAUGAUGAAACCAAAGCAGUUGUUACUGUGCACAUAUCUUCACAACAUCAUUUACAAUCUUUGUCAUCCAAAUGUAUCAUAGACCUUUGGAACUGUUACUUCAAUUAAUGGUUUGUUAUAAUUUAUUUUGUAAUGUGUACACCUUAACACUGGUUUUAUUGGGGGCAGUUUUCAAUGGAUAUGAAGGCAUACUGACAAAAGCUCUUGUUGACAGAAUAUAAACUGGAUUUCCUUGCCCCCCUGUCUUACCACAUACUUUUAUAAAGAAGAAAUACAAUGUCAUCCCAGGAAACAAAAGAACAACCGCUAAUAACAAGACACUCAAGGAAAAUAUCAUUUAAUACAAAUGGCAGUGCCAAAAUUCUAUGACAACUCAUUCCUGUUCAAAUGACAUAUUUUAUUGUCAAAUGUUAAUUCUAAUGCCUGGAUACCACUGAGGGGAGAAACUACUGUGUAAAUCAUUUUUACUUUUAAUGUACUGUGCAUGUAUAUAAAUAUAUACGUAUAAAGAAUUGCAUAUCAACAUUUUAAUGGCAUUUCUCUGGCUUUGCCAAUGUACAAAUUAAUGUAUAACUAUUACUAAGUUAAUUUGUAACGCAUGCAUUUCAUAUGGUAUACCAUUGAUUGAUCUGCAUAGGAACCAGUUUGAUGGAGCUGAAAGACAGAUAGAAGCUUAGCCCCCUCAACAAUUUGCAAACAUUCUUUUUAACUUAAUAGCCAUACUGUAAAACAUUCAGACUUUGACAAAUGUUUUACAGAUGUCCAAUAUUUUUCUUAUUAUUUUUUUGCAUUUUAAUUUAAUUUUGAUUAACAGUAUUGAAAUAAUAGCCUCACCCUGAAGUAUGUAUAAAUAUGGGGGAAGUGAUCUUGGAUUAUUAUCUUCAUCAGAGACUUAAGGAAAUGUGUUCUCUGCAAAGAGUAUUAUAGACUUUGAACAGAGUCCAGCCAGUAUUCAGCAUUUUUAAUCCCAUUGAUUUCGUUUGGAAAAUUAACCAUCUGCCUAAAUUCCUCAUGUAAAAAUCAAUAGAACUUAAACAGUGCUUAAUAUGGACUGGAUCGUGCCCUGCAUUAUGGUGAAUUAAAGGUAACCUUGGGUGAAUGACAACCUAAGUCAGAGUGGUCUAAUGGGAGGUAUUAACUGACCGUUGCAGUAGAAGGCUAGUUCUGCUGCAUAAACUUAUAUUUCCAUGUUUCUUAUAUUUUGAUAUCUGUAGUAAUAUCUGAGUAGUGUUGUAAUUGUUUUGUAAACUUCAUGUGCUGCAAAGAAGAACCUCAAACAUUUUUAAAUAUUUUUAAAUUUUGAAAUACUGUAUGGUUAAUUCAAUUUGGCUUGUUUUGCUGUUCUAAAAUUGUGCUAUGAGCUGUGGAAUGAAGAACAGGAAACUCUUUGGAUAUGUCAAGUGCAUUAACUCUAUGGGACUAAACAAAUGUAGCUUUGUCUAGAUUGCUUACAUCGCAUGAGGGGACUCUCAUGGAAGAGAGGGCACAAAUUUUACACGCCAUGAUUCUGCAACGCAGAAUAAAUGUCUUAAUAAAUGUUAUAUUCAGAGAGGUAUUGUCAAAUAUAUAGUAACAUGCUGGCACAACCCCUCUCAUUCAACUGGUAGUGUCUUAAUACUGCAAAGUAACAUGCUCCAUUUUUCUUAGAAAAAAAAAACAUGUUCAAAGGUUGAUCCAGAGUUGUAAGGAUCUACCAACUGAUCAGUUAGUCAGAUAUAAGUUCUAAUCAGCUGUUUAUUGUGAGAUGAGAGUUCAUCAGCCACAUCCUUACACAGGUGAUUAGGUCUAGUUGAAGUUCCCUUCUGCUUGAACAAUCCCGAUCCAGCCUGUAACUGUGUGUGUAGCCCUAGGGCAAAUGAGAUUCUGCUACUAGAACCUCUGCUGGCAUGGUUUCCAAUCCAACAUCUCCAGCUUGUGGGCUGUACUUCCUGGUUUCUUCAUUGCAAACUAUUAUUUUAAUUUACAAGUGUGAAUUUAUGAUAAAAUGUCACAGAAAGAAGGGCAGCAAAGAGAAGCAUUUUACCCCUCCUUUAACUUUCCUUCUCACCCUCUCCACCUGAGGCAUCGUAGGGUGUGAUUUAACAAAUUAUUUUUACAUUGAAGCUCUUUUCCCAUUAGUCUUACAAAUCUUUAUCUGGUUCAAUCUGAAUUGUCUUUUCUCUCACAAGAUCUGCAGGGAUAGUGAAGACUAGUUGCAGAUUUUUACAAAAUGUCUCCAAUGUCCAAACAGCUACUACUACCUCAGUUUUAUUCCAGACUUCUGUGCCACACGUUUUCUGUACCUGAUCACAUACUUUCCUUUAAUGUUAUAAUACUUUCAGUUUAACCAUGUGCUCAUAUUUUAGUGGCCAUGGAUACAAUUGACUACUCAUGUUUUCCCCUUACAUUUCAUCCUAUGAGGGAGUAAUUGGACCCAAUUCCUGCUUGUGCCUCACUCUUCUUCACUGGUUCAGGAGUAAGCUGGGGGAGGUAGGACGUUGGAGGCAUGCUGUCAACCAUCCUUCCCCAAUGUUUUUCUAAUCUAGUGAAGGGAAUCUGUCUUCCUACUAACUGCAUCAGAGUCCAUUCUUCACUCUAUCAUGGGCAUUGGAAUGGGAGACUUGAUAAGAUGCUGAAGGGGCUCAUUAGUCAAUUCCCUGCUGCCAUCUCCUAAGCUGCAAACACUAGUGCCCCUUUGCCACUUGAAGCAUCCUGUGGUGAUGGGGAGAAAGGUGUUCAUCCAACUUCUUGCCCUCAGUAUGACUUUAAAUGGCUAUAUGAAAAGAGUGAAAAUGGGUGGGGCUGCAGGGUCAUGUCUCUAACAGUGCUCAUCCACACAACCCAAUUCCCCUGCCCUUUCUAUUUAGGCCUCUGGCUGAAGGGAAGCCGGAAGUUGUUUGUUGCCUUUCAGCCUAGCUGGCAGCAUGAAGGCAGUAUGUAUAUGUAGCUCUAAUCCUCCAAACAUUUUGAGAGAAGACAUGUUUUUUUCUCCAAUACAUUGUUACAAAUAUUUAAUAACCUCCUGCUCGGUCCCAGGGCUUGUCUACCCUCCCAGUCUGCACGCAUGACACCCAAUGCAAUUAUAGGCAAAAUCUGGAAAUUAGCUGAAGUUAUUUAAAAUAAAUGUCUGAAUAUUGUGCUACAUCAAAAAACAGAAUCCGCAGCCCUUUUUUUCUGUUCAUACUGAAUACAGAUGGGUAUAGCCUUUUAAGUCUUUUUUUUAAAGUGUGUUGCAGCAGCAAUACUUGGUUAAAAUGAAAUCUUUCAGUGUGUUUCCAUUGACCAUCUGUCAUGAAAGGUUUGAUUACAGGCAUUCCUACUAAAUGCAGAGGAUUUAGA
Elgaria multicarinata webbii is the source of this 5527-nucleotide messenger RNA. It is a transcript of the gene ARHGAP28, whose product is annotated as Rho GTPase activating protein 28. Lineage: Eukaryota; Metazoa; Chordata; Lepidosauria; Squamata; Anguidae. The transcript has 15 exons. Gene Ontology annotation, biological process: negative regulation of stress fiber assembly; signal transduction; regulation of small GTPase mediated signal transduction. The coding region runs from base 127 to 2124 and encodes 665 amino acids. Gene Ontology annotation, cellular component: cytoplasm. The record is from RefSeq and is a predicted model, not a curated record. Gene Ontology annotation, molecular function: GTPase activator activity.